This is a messenger RNA of Rasamsonia emersonii CBS 393.64, 1626 nucleotides long. RefSeq names its product histone H3 methyltransferase SUV39H1/Clr4. The transcript has 3 exons. Bases 1 to 1626 code for a protein of 541 amino acids. Lineage: Eukaryota; Fungi; Ascomycota; Eurotiomycetes; Eurotiales; Trichocomaceae. Gene Ontology annotation, molecular function: zinc ion binding; histone methyltransferase activity; protein binding. The record is from RefSeq and is a predicted model, not a curated record. Gene Ontology annotation, cellular component: nucleus.
AUGAUCCCGCCCCCAGCGGAGGCUGCAGAGCGGCCAUUGCAAAAGAUGAAAGAGCAGGAGGUGAUAGAUCUCACUCAGGACUCGGAUCCCGACGAUCAGGCCUGGUUGCCCAUCUAUGGGAGCAUGACUCCCCUGGGUAUCUGGGGUUUGUUUUCUAUCUGUUGGGCAGCGGCCCGUCUCGUGGUUCGCUCCUCGGAAAUGCACCAAUCACAAACUGACGUUGCUGGAUUGAACCAGGCACAAGAAACAAUCAACCUACUCUCGCUUUUUACCAAGAGACCUGCGGCAGAAUCUCGCAAACGCAAGGCUGAGCAUAAUUCAGACAAUGUAUCCAGCUCCAGCGCCCGGUCGGUCAAGGCCCGCAGUGAAACUCCUGGCCAUGAAAUCAAGCUUGAGGACCGUCCAUCUUUCAGCGUGGUUGUCCCACCUUUACCUGCCAAAUCUGGGAACCAUGAUAGAGGCCUUGAUUCACUAUCGCUAUCCAAGCAGUCUACUUCAGUGAAUACCAGCGAGAGGGAAACAAGUGAAGACACACGCAGUAGCGACACUUCUACUAGUAUCCAACCAACUGGACUAUCCACAAAGUUCUACCCUACCGAUGCCUAUGAGACUCGUGCUCGGCGAGGUGCCUAUCCUCGUGCCAAAAAAGUGAACCGCCAAGAUAUUCCUCCCUUAAUGCCCCUGAAAACUUCUCCAGUCAAGAUGAGUCCCAGCAAGCCGCUCUCCAAACGCCGUCACCUACGGCAAACUCUGGAAGACAAGCUUGCUGCUAUCAAGGGACCUCCCGUGACCUUAGCAGACAAAGGCAGCAAUGCCGGUCUGGCAUCGAACUUCGAAUUCAUCAGCUCGUACAAGCUCCAGAAGGGAGUGGAGCGGGUGGAUGAUUCGUUCAACGCUGGAUGUGAUUGUGGGCCUAUGUGUAAUCCGAAAAAAUGCACCUGUCUCUCUCAGGAGCUUGACUCCGAAGACCUUAUGAUCCCCUACCGGAGACUAGAAAAUGGGCUACUCGUUCUCUCGCGUGACUUCCUCAAGAAAACUUCCAUGAUCUACGAAUGUUCGUCUCACUGCAGCUGCAAUAAGGACUGCUGGAAUCGAGUGGUGCAGCACGGCAGGACUAUCCGGCUUGAAAUAUUCCACACAGGAAGUCGGGGUUUUGGUCUUCGUUCCCCGGAUCCAAUCCGUGCUGGGCAAUUCAUCGACUGCUACCUUGGCGAGGUCAUUACCAAAGAGGAGGCUGAUCUGCGAGAGGAAGCUGCCGGACCGACGAGUCCAUCAUACCUCUUCUCUUUAGACUUUCUUCCUAAUGAAGACAGUGACGAUGAAGACAACUACUAUGUCGUUGAUGGCUAUCGACUCGGCUCUCCGACCCGAUUUAUGAAUCAUUCCUGCAACCCUAACUGCAAGAUGUUCCCUGUCUCGACGAACCAUGGCGACCCGCGUCUGUAUGACCUGGCCUUUUUCUCCUUGCGUGACAUCCCUCCAAUGACGGAGCUCACCUUUGACUACAACCCCGGCUGGAAAGGGGACAAGCGAGUCGACCCGAACGCUGUCAAAUGUCUUUGCGGCGAGCCUAACUGUCGUGGUCAACUGUGGCCCAAUCAGCGCAAGAGUACCAAGGAGGACUGA